AUGCGCGGUUCCGAUUUGAGUGCUUAUCGUGAUCAACAUUUCAAAGGCUCAAGAUCCGAGCAGGAACGCCUUCUUCGUUUAACUACUACAUUGUAUGUUGGAAACCUGUCGUUUUAUACGACGGAGGAACAAAUUCAUGAGUUGUUUUCAAAGGCUGGAGAAGUGAAGCGAAUCGUCAUGGGACUGGAUCGUUUUAGGAAGACUCCAUGUGGCUUCUGUUUUGUAGAAUACUACACGCGCUUAGACGCAGAAAAUUGUAUUCGUUACGUCAAUGGAACAAGAUUAGAUGAUCGGAUCGUUCGUGCCGAUUGGGACGCGGGAUUCAUCGAAGGUCGCCAAUAUGGUCGCGGAAAAACUGGUGGGCAAGUUCGUGACGAGUAUCGCACUGAUUUUGACCCAGGAAGAGGUGGAUUUGGUAAGAUUGUGCAACAGCGGGUUACGUCGUCGCACUCGCCAACUGAAGGUGGUACAGACGAAAAAUUGGACAGUGAACCUGAUGUCGCACCACCAUCAAAGAGGAUGAAGACUUCCCACGUUGAGGUUGAUGAGCAGGGUGACCGAGCCUCGGAUGACCUGGCUAUUCCAAUUGAUCCACCAAAUCCCCUUAGCCGGGCUUGA
Notodromas monacha is the source of this 618-nucleotide messenger RNA. The record is from the annotation of a GenBank genome assembly. Lineage: Eukaryota; Metazoa; Arthropoda; Ostracoda; Podocopida; Cyprididae.